This is a messenger RNA of Microtus oregoni (creeping vole), 703 nucleotides long. It is a transcript of the gene Dusp29, whose product is annotated as dual specificity phosphatase 29. The record is from RefSeq and is a predicted model, not a curated record. The transcript is spliced from 3 exons. Gene Ontology annotation, molecular function: MAP kinase phosphatase activity; protein tyrosine/serine/threonine phosphatase activity. Gene Ontology annotation, cellular component: cytoplasm. Lineage: Eukaryota; Metazoa; Chordata; Mammalia; Rodentia; Cricetidae. The coding region runs from base 1 to 645 and encodes 214 amino acids. Gene Ontology annotation, biological process: negative regulation of MAPK cascade; protein dephosphorylation.
AUGGCGUCGGGAGAUACAAAGACAAGCCUCAAGAAUGCCUACCCCUCUGCCAAGAGGCUGUCCCUGCAGGAGGAGGAAGAGGCUGAGGACUACUGCACCCCUGGUGCCUUCGAGCUGGAGCGCCUCUUCUGGAAGGGCAGUCCCCAGUACACGCAUGUCAACGAGGUCUGGCCCAGGCUCCACAUCGGUGAUGAGGCCACAGCACUGGACCGCUAUGGGCUGCAGAAAGCAGGCUUCACCCAUGUGCUGAACGCUGCGCACGGCCGCUGGAAUGUGAACACUGGGCCAGACUACUACCGCGACAUGGCCAUCGAGUACCAUGGCGUCGAGGCCGACGACGUGCCCAGCUUCGACCUCAGCGUCUUCUUCCACUCGGCUGCCGCCUUCAUUGAUUCGGCGCUCCUAGACGACCACAGUAAGAUCCUGGUUCACUGUGCCAUGGGCCGAAGCCGGUCAGCAACCCUGGUCCUGGCCUACCUGAUGAUCCACAAGAACAUGACCUUGGUGGAUGCCAUCCAACAAGUGGCUAAGAAGCGCUGUGUUCUGCCCAACCGGGGCUUCCUGAAGCAGCUCCGGGAGCUGGACAAGCAGCUGGUGAAGCAGCGACGACAGGCUGAGCCAGGGGACUGUGAGCUGGGGUGGUAGGGCCCUCGGAGAGAGAUCAGAGCCCCUGGCACCCAGAGCAGGAGGCUGAUGGGUGCCU